ACCCUUCCUGCUGGUGGUGCCCCUGUCCACGCUAGUCUCCUGGCAGAGGGAGAUCCACCUGUGGGCCCCCCUCAUGAACGUUGUGGUCUACCUGGGUGACAUCAGCAGCCGGGGCAUGGUAGGUUAUGGCUGUAGGGAUGGAUAUGAUAGAUAUACAGUAUUCUGAUUCUAUGGGUGUCGAUACACCAUCAUCAAUAGAUGCAUCCCAAAUGGCAUUAUUUUCAGCUUUAUAGUGCACUACUUUUAACCAGGUCCCGUAUGGCUCUGGUCAAAAGUAGUGCACUAUAUAGCGAACAGGAUGCCAUUUGGGAUGCAUACAAUAACUCAAAACUGAUGAGAGGAUGAUAAUGGUCUCUUUUAAGAAGUUCGUCCUUCUUUUAGAGCCUGCGCUCACAAAACAUUGUUGUAUAACACUUUGCUUUAAAUUCGAAUAUACAUUGAACAAAUAUAAAAACGCAACAUCCAACAAUUUAAAAUAUUUUACUGAGUUACAGUUCAUAAAGUAAAUCAGUCAAUUGAAAUGAAUACACUGAACAAAAAUAUAAACGCAACAUGUAAAGUGUUGGUCCCAUGUUUCAUGAGCUGAAAUAAGAGCCCAGAAAUUGUCCAUAUGCACAAAAACCUUUUGUCUCUCAAAUGUUGUGCACAAAUUUGUUUACAUACCUGUUAGCAAGCAUUUCUCCUUUGCCAAGAUAAUCGAUCCACCUGACGUGUGGCAUAUCAAGAAGCUAAUUAAACAGCAUGAUCAUUACACAGGUGCAUCUUGUGCUGUGGACAAUAAAAGGCCCCUCUAAAAUGUGCAGCUUUGUCACAACACAAUGCCACAGAUGUCUCAGGUUUUGAGGGCGCGUGCAGUCGGCAUGCUGACUGCAGGAAUGUCCACCAGAGCUGUUGCCAGAGUAUUGAAUGAGCAUUUCUCUACCAUAAGCCGCCUCCAACGUUGUUUUAGAGAAUUUGGUAGUAUGUCCAACUGGCCUCACAACCGCAGACCACGUGUAACCACCCGGACAGCUGAUGAAACUGUGGGUUUGCACAACCAAAGAAUUUCUGCACAAACUGUCAGAAAGCGUCUCAGGGAAGCUCAUCUGCAGGCUCGUUGUCUUCACCAGGGUCUUGACCUGACUGCAGUUCGACAUCGUAUCCGACUUCAGUGGGCAAAUGCUCACCUUCGAUGGCCACUGGCACGCUGGAGAUGUGUGCUCUUCUGCUGAAUCCCAGUUUCAACUGUACCGGGCAGAUGGCAGACAGCGUUGUAUGGUGUCGUGUGGGUGAGCGAUUUGCUGAUGUCAGUGUUGUGAGCAGAAGUGCCCCAUAGUGGCUGUGAGGUUACGGUAUGGGCAGGCAUAAGCUACGGACAACACAGAGAUAACGUGAAGAUACCCUGAGGCCCAUUGUCGUGCCAUUCAUCUGCCGCAAUCACCUCAUGUUUCAGCAUAAUGCACAGCCCAUUGUCACAAGGAUCUGUGACCAACCGAUGUAAUGAAUUUAUUUCAAUUGACUGAUUUCCUUAUAUGAACUGUUAACUAAGUAAAAUCGUAGAAAUUGUUGCAUAUUGUGUUUUAUAUUUUUGUUCAGUAUAAAUUCAUUGGGCCCAAAUCUAUGGAUUUCACAUGACUGGGAAUACAGAUAUGCAUCUGUUGGUCUCAGAUACCUUAAUAAAAAGGUAGGGGCGUGGAUCAGAAAACCAGUCAGUAUCUGGUGUGACCACCAUUUGCCUCAUGCAACGUGACACAUCUUCGAAUAGAGUUGAUCAGGCUGUUGAUUGUGGCCUGUGGAAUGUUGUCCCACUGCUCUUCAAUGGCUGUGCGAAGUUGCUGAAUAUUGGCGGGAACUGGAAUACGCGGUCGUACAGUGCAUUCGGAAAGUAUUCAGAUCCCUUGACUUUUUCCACAUUUUGUUACGUUACCGCCUUAUUCUAAAAUGGAUUAAAUCAUUUUUUUUCCCUCAUCAAUCUACACACAAUACCCCAUAAUGACAAAGGAAAAACAGAUUUAUAUACAUUUUUGCAACUUAAUAAAAAAUAAACAGAAAUAUUACAUUUACAUAAGUAUUCAGACCCUUUACUCCGUACUUUGUUGAAGCACCUUUGGCAGUGAUUACAGCCUCGAGUCUUCUUGGUUAUGAUGAUACAAGCUUGGCGCACCUGUAUUUGGCGAGUUUCUCCCAUUCUUUUCUGCAGAUCUGCGGGCUGUCUUGUGCCUUUUACUGAGGAGUGGCUUCCGUCUGGGUACUCUACCAUAAAGGCCUGAUUAGUGGUGUGCUGCAGAGAUGGUUGUCCUUGUGGAGGUUUUUCCCAUCUCCAGAGAGGAACUCUGGAGCUCUGUCAGUGACCAUUGGGUUCUUGGUCACCUCCCUGGCCAAGGCCCUUCUCCCCCGAUUGCUCAGUUUGGCCGGGCGGCCAGCUUUAGGAAGAGUACUUUCCGAAUGCGCUGUACACAUCGAUCCAGAGCAUCCCAAACAUCGUCAAUGGGUGACAUAUCUGAGUAUGCAGGCUAUGGAAGAACUGGGACAUUUUCAGCUUCCAGGUAUUGUGUACAGAUUCUUGCGACAUUGGGUCGUGCAUUAUUUACAUUUACAUUUUAGUCAUUUAGCAGACGCUCUUAUCCAGAGCGACUUAGUUAGUGAAUGCAUACAUAUAUUUUUCUUACAUGCCCCCCGUGGGAAUCGAACCCACAACCCUGGCGUUGCAAGCGCCAUGCUCUACCAACUGAGCUACACGGGACUCCUUAUCAUGCUGAAACAUGAUGUGAUGGCGGCGGAUCAAUGGCACGACAAUGGGCUUCAGGAUCUCGUCACGGUAUCUCUGUGCAUUCAAAUUGCCAUCGAUAAAAUGGCAUUGUGUUCGUUGUCCGUAGCUUAUGCCUGCCCAUACCAUAACCCCACCGCCACUAUGGGGCACUUCUGUUCACAACACUGACAUCAGCAAACAGCUCACCCAAACGACACCAUACACGCUGUCUGCCAUCUGCCCGGUACAGUUGAAACCGGGAUUCAGCCGUGAAUAGCACACUUCUCCAGUGUGCCAGUGGCCAUCGAAGGUGAGCAUUUGCCCACUGAAGUCUGUUACGAUGCCGAACUCCAGUCAGGUCAAGACCCUGGUGAAGACGACGAGCUUGCAGAUGAGCUUCCCCGACACUGUUUCCGACAGUUUGUGCAGAAAUUCUUCGGUUGUGCAAACCCACAGUUUCAUCAGCUGUCUGGGUGGCUGGUCUCAGACUAUCCCUAAGGUGAUGAAGCCGGAUGUGGAGUUCCUGGGCUGACGUGGUUACACGUGGUCUGCGGUUGUGAGGCCGAUUGGACGUACUGCCAAAUUCUCUAAAACAACGUUGGAGGCGGCUUAUGGUAGAGAAAUGAACAUUCCGUUCUCUGGCAACAGCUCUUGUGGACAUUUCUGCUGUCAGCAUGCCAAUUGCACGCUCCUUCAAAACUUGAGACAUCUGUGGCAUUGUGUUGUGUGACAAAACUGCACAUUUUAGAGGUGCCUUUUAUUGUCCCCUGCACAAUUGCACCUUAAUAUGCCACACAUGUGAUGUGAUGUGAUGAAUUAUCUUGGCAAUGGAGAAAUGCUCACUAACAGGGAUGUAAACAAAUGUGUACACACAAUUUUUGAGAAAUAAGCUUUUUGUGCGUAUGGAACAUUUCUGGGAUCUUUUAUUUCAGCUCAUGAACCAUGGAACCAACAAUUUACAUGUUGCGUUUAUAUUUUUGUUCAGUGUAGAUUAAUUGUCCUUACUGCGUUUAGCAUAUUAUGGUUUAUUUUGUCUUCAUAUGUUCUCUGUUAUUGGUUUAAGCUGAAUUUGACAUGAGAAAAUGAAGUGUGGUUUUUUAAAUUAAAUUUUUGACCCCGUCCUUGACUUAUCUUGAGUUGAGACUCCAUUUAAUUGCAAAAUCCUUUUGGUUUUUAGAUCCGAACGCAUGAAUGGAUGCACGUUCAGAACAAGAGACUUAAGUUAAACAUUCUGCUUACAACAUAUGAAAUUCUCCUCAAAGAUAAGGUAAGCCAGAAGCAGCAGCAAUUUCUUGCAUCUUUGUAUGUAACUUGUGAGCUGUGGAAAUAAAUUCCUCUUGAAGGACAAUAAACGUCAUUCAUCAAUAAAUCAUGUACGCAAUAAUCCUGAGCUGUUGUUAAUUGCGAAUUCUGGCAUCUUUAUUUAGUAUAAAUGACAUACAUAGUCAAAUGCACUGACUGUACCCAAGUGACUUACUGUCAAUAUUGUGACAGUAUGUUGCCCAUGCGGGAAUCAAACUCACAACCCUGGUUUCGCCAGCAAGCUGGCUCUAACUAACCCAAUGAGCCAUUGGCACCACAUUGUAUAGUUAACACUUUUUUGUCCGCUAUCCAGGGAUUCCUGGGCAACGUGCCGUGGGCCUUCAUCGGCGUGGAUGAGGCCCACCGGCUGAAGAAUGAUGACUCGCUGCUAUACAAGACCAUGAUGGACUUCAAGUCCAACCACAGGCUCCUCAUCACGGGCACACCGCUUCAGAACUCGCUCAAAGAGCUCUGGUCCCUGCUGCACUUCAUCAUGCCUGACAAGUAGGUCACCUAGCUACCUCACCAGUGUGUGUGUUGGGGGGGUGGGUGGGGUGUGUGUGUGUGUUAAGACUAACUGUCCUAUAUAAUUUCAUGUGGUGGCUGGGAAUCAAGGUACUGUCCUAGUUGAAAUAUGUUCCGUCCUUGUUCUGGGGCUUUCGGUCCUCAGAGAGCAGUGCUGAUGUCGGGUCUUCUGCCUGUGUGUGUACUUGUCUCUGCCUGCGUGUGUGUGUGCAUCUGUGUCUCUGUGUGUGUGUGUGUCUCUCUGCGCUCAUGCCCGUGUGUAUCCCUGUGUCUCUUCGUGUAUGUGUCUGUUCAGGUUCCACUCGUGGGAGAUAUUUGAGGAGGAGCAUGGGAAGGGCAGGGACUCUGGCUACACCAGUCUACACAAGGAGCUGGAGCCCUUUCUGCUGCGUAGAGUCAAGAAGGAUGUGGAGAAGUCUCUUCCUGCUAAAGUGGAGCAGAUCCUCCGAGUGGAGAUGAGCGCCAUCCAGAAACAAUACUACAAGUAAGAACAGACAGUACUUAUCCCUAGAAAAGAUGGAUACUACUCAUUCAGAAAUGGCACUACUAUUACGUCAUAUUGGAUACUUAACGUUAGGGGUGUGAACGUAAACGUUAAAAUGUUUAAGCGAAAUUGCGUUAACACACCCACUAACCAGUGGCGUGUAUUGAUGGAUGCCAGGCUUCCCCCAAAAAUGGACCAAGAAAAAAAUUUAACAACAGAAAAUUAUUUAUCUUUUGUCUCUCUGUGUUUCAUAAUUUUCCUUCAAUUCGUUGAGGCUGAAUGUAUCUCACAGGAGAAAGCAUAUAACGAGCAAAACAGCGCCCCUCUGUCUCUCUAGGUGUAGGCCAUCUAUCUGAUGCUGUCUGGUCCAAACGAAUAUGACAUGUUGCUGCCCGUAGCAUUGAAGGCAAGGGAAGCCAACGAGCAUCUGGCGACCCUUGACAAAAAAAGUAUACAAAAUGUAGCCAAUCAGCAUUGAGCUAAACUGAGCAAGCUCAACUGUGAAUGGUCCUGGCGCACCAAAAAAAGUGUCAAGGGAAGACAGCUUGGAUUUGGCGUCACUCCUGUGAAAUCCCAUUGAGAGCAUACGUCAUUGACAGAAAAACUUGAAUUGUUGCAUCUUGUUGUUGUUGUCCUCCGGUGGCUAGCUAGUCAGCUAGCUCAAAUUGGCCCUUUCCUAAAUUAGCCAUGGAUAGAGAUAGGGAUUUGGACGUGGUUUGACUUAAUUUUCCGUACUGGCCAAUGAUUAUAACAGCGAUUCUGAUCCAACAAUUAAUUCAUACUUUGUUGUGCCCCUGACCUGAGAGGAUGGAAGUUCAAAAUGUAGCUAGAUGUAGAAGGCUAAUGUUAACUAGCUAACAUUGCCCAUGAAUCAAAGUUAGGCUAGCGAGCAAGCAUUUUAGCCAAGUAGCCUAGGACAACAAAAAAUGUAAGCGUAUACUGUAUGACAUUGAUGGACCUUUUCGUCAACAUGAAAGAGAGGAGGAUGGCAUUGGCGUUUCACUACAAGUUUUGUCAACAUGUUUAUCUACUUGCACACGCACAGAAAUCCGAACCAUGGAUAGCCACAUCAUAUUUUGCUUAUGUUGAUUGGACUAAAUUGUUUUUGGUAUCUUUUAGUUAUUAGACUAAACAGAGGUGAUUUGAUGAUGAAGUUGAAAGGGUGCUGGAAUAGUUGUUUAGUGGUCCGAAAAUGUCGGAAACAUUAACCAUGCUGUAGGUCAUGUAACUGUCUAUUACUGUACAUGCAAUAUGCUUUGUGGACUUCACUGGACAGAGGUUGCUAUCUGGUUUUGUGAUAAAACAAUGGUGUGGUUGAAUUUAUUCUGCCACUGUGUCUUCUUAUUGUCUCAGCCUUUAGGCCUAUAUAUCAUGGUCGCAAGGCAUAUGAAUUAACAGGUUUCCCCAGUGAUUUUACCCACGCACCGCUACUGCCACUAACAGGUCCCAAUCAUCAUUAUAAAGAGAAACAUUUAAAUUAAACAAAUACCUAACAUAACAAUGAAUCUUUCAAAUUUGCCAUCAGUUGUGUUGUGACAAGGUAGGGGUGGUAUACAGAAGAUAGCCCUAUUUGGUAAAAUACCUAGUCCAUAUUAUGGCAUGAACAGCUCAAAUAAGCAAAGAGAAACGACAGUCCAUCAUUACUUUAAGACAUGAACGUCAGUCAAUUCGGGAAAUUUCUGUCGCAAAAACCAUCAAGCGCUAUCAUGAAACUGGCUCAUAUGAGGCCCGCCACAGAAAAGGAAGACCCAGAGUUACCUCUGCUGCAGAGGAUAAGUUAAUAAGAGUUACCAGCCUCAGAAAUUGCAGCCCAAAUAAAUGCUUCACAGAGUUCAAGUAACAGACAAAUCUCAACAUCAACUGUUCAGAGGAGACUGUGUGAAUCAGGCCUUCAUGGUUGAAUUGCUGCAAAGAAACUACUACCAAAGGACACCAAUAAGAAGAAGAGACUUGCUUGGGCCAAGAAACAAGAGCAAUUGACAUUAGACUGGUGGAAAUCUGUCCUUUGGUCUGAUGAGUCCAAAUUUGAGAUUUUUGGUUCCAACUGCCAUGUCUUUGUGAGACGCAGAGUAGGUGAACGGAUGAUCUCUGCACGUGUGGUUCGCACCGUUAAGCAUAGAGGAGGUGUGAUGGUGUGGGGGUGCUUUGCUGGUGACCGUGUCAGUGAUUUAUUUAGAAUUCAAGGCAACCUUAACCAGCAUGGCUACCACAGCAUUCUGCAGCGAUACGCCAUCCCAUUUGGUUUGCGCUUAGUGGGACUAUCAUUUGUUUUUCAACAGGACAAUGACCAAAACACACCUCCAGGCUGUGUAAUGGCUAUUUUACCAAGAAGGAGAGUGAUGGAGUGCUGCAUCAGAUGACCUGGCCUCCGAAAUCACCCGACCUCAACCCAAUUGAGAUGGUUUGGGAUGAGUUGGACCGCAGAGUGAAGGAAAAGCAGCCAACAAGUGCUCAGCAUAUGUGGGAACACCUUCAAGGCUGUUGGAAAAGCAUUCCUCAUGAACUGGUUGAGAGAAUGCCAAGCGUGUGCAAAGCUGUCGUCAAGGCAAAGGGUGGCUAUUUGAAGAAUCUCAAAUGUGUAUUUGUUUAACACUUUUUUGGUUACUACAUCAUUCCAUGUGUUAUUUCAUAGUUUUGAUGUCUUCACUAUUAUUAUACAAUGUAGAAAAUAGUAAACAUAAAGAAAAACCCUUAAAUGAGUAGGUGUCUCCAAACUUUUGACUGGUACUGUAUAUACUUGCACAUAUUUUACAAGUGUAGUAGAUGUCGUUUUGUUUUUACAACUUUCUCACUGUUUAUCCAGGGAUGUAAACGGGCUGAGAGUGAGCAGGGAGGCAGGUGGAGAGAGAGAGGGGGGACAGGCAAAGAGAGAGAGAAGGGGGGGCAGGCGGAGAGAGAGAGAGAGAAGGGGGGGCAGGCGGAGAGAGAGAGAGAGAGGUGGGACAGGCAGAGAGAGAGAAGGGGGGGCAGGCAGAGAGAGAGAGAGGGGGGACAGGCAGAGAGAGAGAAGGGGGGCAGGCAGAGAGAGAGAGAGAAGGGGGCAGGCGGAGAGAGAGAGAGAGAAGGGGCGCCCACUCUCUCUUUCGCUCUCUCUCUCCCUGCAACUUUUUGCAUCUCUGCGCCUGUUUGCAUCCCUCUGAGUGCUGCAGCUCCAGGUUUGAGGCCCUCCGCAGCUUUCUGGCUGUACAGUUCGAGGUGCUUGAGUCAUUCGCAGUCUACCUGCUCCCCUAGGCUCCCUGUUGCACUAGCAACCUUCAGUUUUACUGUCGGCAGCUAGGCUGGGGGGCGGACAAUUUUAUCCAGAGCGACUUACAGGAGCAAUUACUGUUAAGUGCCUUGCUCAAGGGCACAUCGACAGAUUUUUCACCUCAGAGAUUUGAACCAGCCAUUUUUCGGUUACUGGCCCAACACUCUUAACCGCUAGGCUACCUGUCGCCCUUCACACACCCCUUUAAUUUCUCUGGGACUUUGGGGGCUUCUUCGGGAGUGUGCAAUGUUGCAGAACGAACAGCUAGAUAUCGAAGGUGUACUUCACCGUUCUGUAAAUAAACCAGACAGCCACCUCACCUCAAUAUCCCUUGUAAAGGGGUAUAUGGCGGAAAUUGAUUGGUUUUCUUAUCCCGGACAGAGAUUAAGCCUAGUUUUGGACAACAUAUUUUUUUAUCUCAACCUUUUGAACAUUUUAUUUUUCAAACAUGGUUUAAAAUAGCCCUAGACUUUAAUUAAUCUGGGUGAAAAUUAGAUCUAGUCUAAGUGAGGGUAUAAACUAAACCCAGAUUAGUUGAAAGUUAGUUUGGAGUGCUCCUUUUCUAAAUCAGUUAAUCCAGAUUUAAGAAAUGUAAAUACAUUUAAAAGCAUUGCAAAUGGUAGUCCAAAAUGGUAGUCCAAACUUUAUUUUUCUUGACUUUCUGUUGCAGAAUCAUGAUGUAAUUGGGUAAUUAUUUUAUUCACAAACUACUAUCCCUUUGUUUGGUCAAACAGGUGGAUCCUGACGAGGAACUAUAAGGCCCUGAGCAAAGGCACCAAGGGCAGCACGUCGGGCUUCCUCAACAUCAUGAUGGAGCUGAAGAAGUGCUGCAACCACUGCUACCUUAUUAAGCCCCCCGAGGACAACGAGUUCAACACCAAACAAGAGGCCUUACAGGUGAGUUAUUUAACAUUUAUUUAUACAGGAAGUGCCGUUGAGGCCAGACGACCUCUUUUUAUUAGGGAGAUCUGGAUUUAGGAGGAAGAGAGGGGGGAAAUUAACGUACAGUAACUCUGUGGGCCAGUUUCCCAGACGCAGAUUAAGCCUAGUCCUGGAUGAGAAUGUAUGCUCGGUGGAGACAUUUUAAUUAAUAUUUUAUUCCAAAUAAGAUAAAAUGCCUGAAAAGCAUCGUAGACCUAAGAGUUAGUUGUGUAAACCUCAACCUUAAAGAAUUGCCAUGCUUGAAACAGUUUCUGUUUUUGGAACACGUGUUUCUGCUUUAAUCACACAAUGAAUGUUUUGGCAACACCUGUUGGUGGUAUUACUCUUGUUUUAUAUCAUGCCACCAAUUUUGUUGUUUCAAAUACUUGUUUACUCUAUUGACACUAUAGUUAUCCUUGUAUUGGCCACUUUGAUGUUAAUUGUGACCUAGAAAUAUGAGUUUUGUCCCAAAAUGCUGUGAUUAAGAAAAUACAUACUGUGUACGCAGAAUUCUUUCCAGAGUUAAACCUAGCAGUGUUUUAUUAUGAUUACAUUGCUGGGCUCCCUUCACAGCUUUGUGUCCAGCGUAGAUUAACACUAUUAUCUUCCUCUAUGUCUCUGUCUCUCUCUCUCCCUCCUCUAUCCCCCUCUCCCACUGCAGCACCUGAUCCGGAGCAGUGGGAAGCUGGUGUUGCUGGACAAGCUGCUGGUGCGUCUACGGGGGCGGGGCCACCGCGUGCUUAUCUUCUCCCAGAUGGUCCGGAUGCUGGACAUCCUGGCCGAGUACCUGAAGAGCCGCCAGUUCCUGUUCCAGGUCAGCAGCUCACUCACUCCCAACCCACAUUCCCAGGCUCUUUCUCGUUAGUCUUUCCUUGAUUCCUGGCUUCCUCUCUCCUUGCCUCCAUCUCAAAACACAUUGGAAAUGAAGGUUAGAGGGGAGGGACCUCCAAUACGGUUGAGAAGGCAGUGAGGAGAUAGGAUGGGAGGAAUCAUGGAAAGAUGGAUUGAGAGAGUCCCAUCCCCGUAUCCUUCCCACAUACAGGCUUCCCUCGUUAUAGGUAUUUCGGGGUUGUGGGUUUAAGCGCUGUGUAGGCUUAUUGCUACCUGAAGACCUGUCUGUAUUCUCUACAUAAUUUUAUUGCGCAGAUCUUCUAUUGGCAAAAGGAACCAUGGCUUACCAAAAACAGUAAUCCUAGUCAGGAUUCAUCCGAGUUAUUAUCUAAGCACAGUACUUAGGCUUGUUAAGUUUUAACAUACUUGACCCCCUAAAGAUAAGCAAAAUACAAAAACUCUUUCAAUUAAAAAAAAAUUAAGGGAAUUUGCUGUAACUGUUUCUGAGACGAGGACUCUAAAUAUGUAUUUUUAGAGAUUGGAUGGCUCCAUCAAGGGAGAGAUGAGGAAACAAGCGCUGGACCAUUUCAACGCUGAGGGCUCUGAGGUAAGUGGGGAAUGCCCCAUAGAUAUCUACUAUUGCUCUAACAGCCAGGGUUGGGAUCAAUCCAGUUUUCACUUCCUGAAUUGACGCAAUUGAAUACUGACUUGACCCCAACCGUGCUAAUUUAACUCAAUAAUCCAAUCAAGUUCACUGAUGUGGUGAAUAUAGAAUUGGAAACCUAUGGAAUUAACCAUAAUUACGCCGCACUUCAUUACAUCUUACUUCCUCUCCCCAGGAUUUCUGCUUCCUGUUGUCGACGCGGGCGGGCGGCCUGGGCAUCAACCUGGCAUCGGCAGACACGGUGAUCAUCUUCGACUCGGACUGGAACCCCCAGAAUGACCUGCAGGCCCAGGCCAGAGCCCACAGGAUUGGCCAGAAGAGACAGGUGUGCAACCAAUCACCUUUUCAAGUUCAAGUUGACUUUCAGUCAAGUUUUAUUGUUACCCAUGACAAAGUAGUUUAUACAAACCAAAAUGCAUGGCAUCGAUGAAUAUAGUUUUUAACCCAAUGAGUCCCACCAAAAUGCCGGCACGUUUUGGACUUCUAACUCCAUUUAAACAGUGUGUGUUUAGCUACAAACUUCUGGGUUGUACCAUUGGAUUCGUCUAUUUCUGCAUCCCCGUAGACAUCAACCAUUAGUCUGUGUGAUUAACGGGGGCUGAGCUAGAGCGGUGUUUGUGAGACAAGGGCAGAUCCCGAAGGGGCCCGGGGCUGGGUCUUUUUUACAAACAUUUCUGAGCUGCAAACUAUUUAAAGCUGUCUAUGAAACGCUGAGGCUCUCACAAACACGCACAUGUGCUCUAUGACGCUCACAAGCUACACAAGAGUCGUUCGAAGGUAAGGGGUUCGUCUACAUAGAAGAUCAUAGGAAAUCCCAGGACAAAGUGUAUAAUACUGUAAAAAGAUCAGUGUUGCUGUCCCAAGCACCAUGCAGUUGUCACUGACCAGUUGGAUAUUCAUUUCCCAGUGCACAAACCAUUUCUGUACUUACAGCAUUCAUAUAGAUUCAUUUUUAUCAGGUUUUUGGCAGAACUUUAUUUUUUGUCAAAUUGUUUUAUGUUCUACUUGUAGCCCUGGUUGUCCUGAAAAGAAAAUGGUAAAACACUUAAUUGUGAGGCUAAAUAUAAGGGCUGGACAUGCAGAUAAAUGAAAGUCAGAUAAAUGAAAAGCCAAUUUUUUUUGGGGUCUCUGGACUGAUAGGGUUAAAGCUAUGUGCUAUUGGUAAUUGGUAAUUUUACCACGUGAAUGUUUUUGCACAACACACUUUGUCAAGUUUAAGGCCUCCCGAGUGGCGCAGUGGUCUAAGGCACUGCAUCGCAGUGCUAGCUGUGCCACUAGAGAUCCUGGUUCGAAUCCAGGCUCUGUCGUAGCCGGCCGCGACCGGGAGACCCAUGGGGCGGCGCACAAUUGGCCCAGCGUCGUCCAGGAUAGGGGAGGGAAUAGCCGGCAGGGAUGUAGCUCAGUUGGUAGAGCAUGGCGUUUGCAACGCCAGGGUUGUGGGUUUGAUUCCCACGGGGGGUAUGAUUAUUUUUUUUUACAAAUAAUAAUAAUGUAUGCACUCACUAACUGUAAGUCUGCUAAAUUACAAAAAAAAAAAAGGUCAAACUUUAUUGUUAGCCAAUUGACAGCAGGCAAUACAGACCAACAUACAUGGUCAUAUGAGUCCAAGUUGUAUUGAAUAAAGUUUUGUAAGGCUAUGUCCUAUUGGUAAUUUGCAAUCAAAUAUCUAGAAUUUGAUUGCAUUAUCUAGAGGUGGAUUAGAGGUGUGAAUCUCCUAGGAUUUUUCAUAUUAAACCUAUAUCCUAAACAAUCGUGCAUUAAACAAUCGUUCAAUUAAACGUUGUCUUGGGCACAUCUCAAAUACACCAAUGAGGAGCAUUACAGCGCUGUAGAUAUAACUUCAUCCAAUCAAUCAAUCACAUUUAUUUUAUGAAGCCCUUUUUACAUCAGUAUUUGUUACAAUGUGCUCCACAGAUACCCAGCCUGUAACCCCAAAGAGCAAGCAAUGCAGAUGCAGAAGCACAGUGGCUACGAAAGGGGUGGCCAGAGUCCUCUUCUGGCUGUACCUGGUAUAGAUUUAAGAGUACAUGUGGCAAUUAAGGCCAGGUUGUUUUUCAAGACGUUCUAACGUUCGUAGUUGACCAACAAGGUUGGAUAAUAACCAUAAUUGCUGUGGAGGGCACAACACUUCAACACUGCAAGAUUCAACGUCAGUUGGCUUUUCAUAGUCAGAGAUUCAAAGUUCCAAAGGAGAGUGGGGUGGCGGGGGGGUGCGAUGCAGCAGCAGAUAGCGUGAUGCAGCACAAGGUAGGUAACAACACAACAAAAAACAUUGCUGUGUGUCUCUCAGGUGAACAUCUACCGCCUGGUGACCAAGAGCUCGGUGGAGGAGGAGAUCAUUGAGCGGGCCAAGAAGAAGAUGGUGCUGGACCACCUGGUCAUCCAGAGGAUGGACACCACGGGAAAGACCGUCCUCCACACCGGCACCGCUCCCUCCAGGUACACACACACACACACAUUCACGCAAAUACACACACAUGCAAACACUAAUGACACUCACUCUCUCUCAAACCUAGGUGAAACCUAGGUGCUUACACAAAUACAUACACUGGCAUUGUGGUGCCAGGACAACAACCUCUCCCUCAACAUCAGCAAAACAAAGGAGUUGAUUGUUGACUUCAGGAAGCACAGGAGGGAACAUGCCCCAAUCCACAUCAACAGGACUGCAGUAGAGCGAGUCAGCAGGUUUAAGGUCCUCUGCAUCCACAUCACCGAGGAUUUGUCAUGGACCAACAACACCACCACUCUUGUCAAGAGGCAUUCCACCCCGGGUCCUCUCCAAAUAUUACCGCUGCACCAUCGAGAGCGUCCUGACCGGUUGCAUCACGGCCUGGUACGGGAAUUGCUCUGUCCACCACCGCAAGGCCCUCGAGCGGAUGGUGAAGACUGCCCAGUACAUCACUGGGACCGUGCUCCCACCCAUCCAGGACAUCUACUCAAAACGGUGCCUGGGGAAGGCUUGCAGCUUCAUCAAGGACCCCACAUACCCCAGCCACGAGCUGUUCACUCACUCACCUUUGAGCAGACGUUCUCGGAGCAUGAGGUCUGAUACCAACAGGCUCAGAGACAGUUUCUAUCUACAAGCCAUCAGACUGCUGAACACUUGAACUGCACUGACCACGUGCUCUGAUUGUCCGUGCCUUAGCACACAUGCACUCACUCACGCACACACCCAUACUGACAUACUCAUGUAUCCCGUACAUAUGACUAAUGAAACUUGAAACACAAACUAGGACAUACACAAACACGCAAAUACACACACACGAAAGCACACACACACACUCUCUCAAACCUCUAGGUGCUUACAGCCAGUUACACCAGACACCUGCCACCAUGAAGAAUCUUACUCUCAACUACAUAAAAAAACACACACUUUCUCAGUGUGCUUAUAGUCUCUCUCGCAAACAAACACCCUAUACCCUCUAGAUCAGGGCUCUCCAACCCUGUUCCUGGCGAGGUUUUCGCUCCAACCCUAAUAUAGCGCACCUGAUUCUAAUAAUUAGCUGGCUGAUAAGAUUAAUCAGAUUAGUUACAACUGGGAUUGGAGCGAAAACCUACAGGAAGGUAGCUCUCCAGGAACAUGGUUGGAGAACCCUGCCUUAGAUACUUACUUACAAAUACACAUACCAUCCUUUUGAGGUGUUCACAUUAUCAUGCACACACCUGCAAGGUUUUCUGUAUACUCAUUUAGAACUUCCAUCACUUGCAGUGCCACUCCGUUCAACAAGGAGGAACUGUCGGCCAUUUUGAAGUUUGGUGCUGAGGAGCUCUUCAAAGAGCAGGAGGGGGAGGAGCAGGAGCCUCAGGUUUGUCACACACCUCAUCGUAAAUUAGAAUUGUCAUGAUAGCACUAACACAAUACCAUGAUAUUCCAUUUGUGUGUCUGAUGAAGGUGACAAAUCCAAUUUCCCCGCUGCGGAUCGAUAAGGUUGAUUUCAUUUUUCAUAAACUGAGUGUUUGGUUUCCGUCUGGCAGGAUAUGGACAUCGAUGAUAUCCUGAAGAGAGCCGAGACCAGAGAGAAUGACCCCGGCCCCUCCACUGUGGGAGAGGAGCUUCUCUCACAAUUCAAGGUAUACAGUGUAUCACGUUAAUCGCAAGUAAAACCUUCAAAAUAACCACUAGUGAGAAUGACAAGAAGAAUAAGUUCAACAGUGUUUGAGGACCAGAUUCCUGGACGCUGAUUUAAGUCUAGUACUGGACAAAAAAUAUACACUGAUUGUACAGAACAUUAGGAACUUUCCAUGACAUAGACUAACCAGGUAAAUCCAGGUGAAAGCUGUGAUCCCAAAUUUAUGUCACUUGUUAAAUUCACUUAAACCAGUAUAGAUGAAGGGGAGGAGACAGGUUAAAGAAGGAUUUUUAAGCCUUGAGACAAUUGAGACAUGAUUGUGUAUGUGUGCCAUUCAGAGGGUGAAUGGUCAAGACAAAAGAUUCAAGUGCCUUUGAACAGGGUAUGGUAGUAAAUUCCAGGCACACCAGUUUGAACUGCAACGCUGCUGGGUUUUUCAUGCUCAACAGUUUCACGUGUGUAUCAACAAUGGCCCGACAUCCAUCCAACUUGACAGAACUGUGGGAAGCAUUGGAACAUCCCUAUGGAACGCUUUCGACACCUUGUAGAGUCCACGCCCCAAUGAAUUGAAGCUGUUCUGAGUGCAAAAGGGGGUGCAACUCAAUAUUAGGAAGGUGUUCCUAAUGUUUUGUACACUCAGUGUAGUUUUAUGGAGAUUCUCCAUUGAGUGUUUAGAAAAUAAUAAUUCAUCCGCUGACCCUCUGUGACCUAACCUUGACCCCUCACUGCCAGGUGGCCAACUUUUCCAUGAUGGAGGAGGAGGAGAUCGUCAUGGACUCUGAGCGCCACCAUCGGGGCUGGGACGACAUCAUCCCCGAGGCGCAGCGGUGGCAGAUGGAGGAGGAGGAGAGGCAGAAGGAGCUGGAGGAGAUCUACCUGCUGCCACGCAUGAGGAACUGUGCCAAACAGGUUAGCGAGGGGAGAGACCGUGUACCUUCUUAUCCAAUACAGUUGAGAAGGUCACUAGGAGAUAGGAUGUGAGGAAUCACAGAAAGACCAAUUGAGAUAGUCACUCACACACACGUCAGUUCUCUUCAAUGCAGAGAUUGGGUUUUUCAAUUGAUUAAAAUAGUUUUUUCUGAGGUCAAUAUAUUCUAAGGUCAAUGUAUCUAGCAUUUUUGCCUUCUGAAUUAAUAAGUUGUGCCAAACGGUCUCAUCCCAGUCAGUUGCCGAUGUUAGUGGAUGAUGUGAGUGUAACAGGGUGGCCCAAUUGAAACCCUCAGGGAGAAAACACGGUUGGAUGUUUUGAAAAAUAGCUUUUUUUUUCUUAUGAGUGAACUGAUAAAUGUUUUCCUGAAUGGUAAUACAAAAAUAUAUAUAUAUACACUACCGGUCAAAAGUUUUAGAACACCUACACAUUCAAGGGUUUUUAUUUUUUACUAUUUUCUACAUUGUAGAAUAAUAGUGAAGACAUCAAAACAAUGAAAUAACACAUAUGGAAUCAUUUAGUAACCAAAAAAGUGUUAAACAAAUCAGAAUAUAUUUUUAUAUUUGAGAUUCUUCAAAGUAGCCACCCUUUGCCUUGAUAACAGCUUUGCACAUUUGGCAUUCUCUCAACCAACUUCAUGAGGUAGUCACCUGGAAUGCAUUUCAUUUAACAGGUGUGCCUUCUUAAAAGUUAAUUUGUGGAAUUUCUAAAUGUGUUUGAGCGAAUCAGUUGUGAGGCUGGGGUAUACAGAAGAUAGCCCUAUUUGGGAAAAGACCAAUCCAUAUUAUUUCAAGAACAACUCAAAUAAGCAAAGAGAAACGACUCCAUUACUUUAAGCGAUGAAAGUCAGUCAAUACGGAAAAUUUCAAGAACUUUGAAAGUUUCUUUAAGUGCAGUCGCAAAAAACAUCAAGCGCUAUGAUGAAACUUGCUCUCAUGAGGACCGCCACAGGAAAGGAAGACCCAGAGUUACCUCUGCUGCAGAGGAUAAGUUCAUUAGAGUUACCAGCCUCAGAAAUUGCAGCCCAAAUAAAUGCUUCACAGAGUUCAAGUAACAGACACAUCUCAACAUCAACUGUUCAGAGGAGACUGUGUGAAUCAGGCCUUCAUGGUCAAAUUGCUGCAAAGAAACCACUACUAACGGACACCAAUAAGAAGAGACUUGCUUGGGCCAAGAAACACGAGCAAUGGACAUUAGACCGGUGGAAAUGUGUCCUUUGGUCUGGAGUCCAAAUUUGAGAUUUUUGGUUCCAACCGCCGUGUCUUUGUGAGACGCGGUGUGGGUGAACGGAUGAUCUCCAGAUGUGUAUUUCCCACUGUAAAGCAUGGAGGAGGAGGUGUUAUGGUGUGGGGUUGCUUUGCUGGUGACACUGUCUGUGAUUUAUUUAGAAUUCAAGGCACACCUCCAGGCUGUGUAAGGGCUAUUUUACUAAGAAGGAGAGUAAUGGAGUGCUACAAUCCCAUGACCUCAACCAAAUUGAGAUGGUUUGGGAUGAAUUGGACCGCAGAGUGAAGGAAAAGCAGCCAACAAGUGCUCAGCAUAUGUGGGAACUCCAAGACUGUUGAAAAAGCAUUCCAGGUGAAGCUGGUUGAGAGAAUGCCAAGAGUGUGCAAAGCUGUCAUCAAGGCAAAGGGUGGCUAUUUGAAGAAUCUCAAAUAUAACAUAUAUUUUGAUUUGUUUAACACUUGUUUGGUUACUACAUGAUUCCAUAUGUUAUUUCAUAGUUUUGAUGUCUUCACUAUUAUUCUACAAUGUAGAAAAUAGUAAAAAUAAAGAAAAACCCUUGAAUGAGUAGGUGUUCUUAAAAUUUUGACCGGUAGUGUAUAUAAAACUGUUAAAAAUAUAUAUUAUAAUAAUUCAUUUUUGUUUGUUUUAUGGAUCCAGAUCAGCUUUAACGGCAAUGAUAGCCGACGGAGCAGAAACAGGCAAUACUCAGGCUCCGACAGCGACUCCGCCUCGGAUCGCAAGAGGCCCAAGAAACGAGGACGACCUCGGACCAUUCCACGAGAAAACAUCAAGGGCUUCAGCGACACUGAGAUACGAAGGUAAUCACUAUAUAUGGGAUGCAUCUCAAAUGGCACCCUUUUCCCUUUAUAGCACUAAAUGGGAAUAGGGUGCCAUUUGGGACACACCCGUGAUGUUGUUAAAUGUCUUCUAUCCUGUGGGAAUAUGUCCCUGAAAAGUUUUCCCAUUAGAUUUCAUUUGGAGAUGUACACUGCUCAAAAAAGUAAAGGGAACACUUAAACAACACAAUGUAACUCCAAGUCAAUCACACUUCUGUGAAAUCAAACUGUCCACUAGGAAGCAACACUGAUUGACAAUAAAUUUCACAUGCUGUUGUGCAAAUGGAAUAGACAACUGGUGGAAAUUAUAGGCAAUUAGCAAGACACCCCCAAUAAAGAAGUGGUUCUGCAGGUGGUGACCACAGACCACUUCUCAGUUCCUCUGCUUCCUGGCUGAUGUUUUGGUCACUUUUGAAUGCUGGCGGUGCUUUCACUCUAGUGGUAGCAUGAGACGGAGUCUACAACCCACACAAGUGGCUCAGGUAGUGCAGCUCAUCCAGGAUGGCACAUCAAUGCGAGCUGUGGCAAGAAGGUUUGCUGUGUCUGUCAGUGUAGUGUCCAGAGCAUGGAGGCGCUACCAGGAGACAGGCCAGUACAUCAGGAGACGUGGAGGAGGCCGUAGGAGGGCAACAACCCAGCAGCAGGACCGCUACCUCCGCCUUUGUGCAAGGAGGAGCAGGAGGAGCACUGCCAGAGCCCUGCAAAAUGACCUCCAGCAGGCCACAAAUGUGCAUGUGUCUGCUCAAACGGUCAGAAACAGACUCCAUGAGGGUGGUAUGAGGGCCCGACGUCUACAGGUGGGGGUUGUGCUUACAGCCCAACACCGUGCAGGACGUUUGGCAUUUGCCAGAGAACACCAAGAUUGGCAAAUUCGCCACUGGCGCCCUGUGCUCUUCACAGAUGAAAGCAGGUUCACACUGAGCACAUGUGACAGACGUGACAGAGUCUGGAGACGCCGUGGAGAACGUUCUGCUGCCUGCAACAUCCUCCAGCAUGACCGGUUUGGCGGUGGGUCAGUCAUGGUGUGGGGUGGCAUUUCUUUGGGGGGCCGCACAGCCCUCCAUGUGCUCGCCAGAGGUAGCCUGACUGCCAUUAGGUACCGAGAUGAGAUCCUCAGACCCCUUGUGAGACCAUAUGCUGGUGCAGUUGGCCCUGGGUUCCUCCUAAUGCAAGACAAUGCUAGACCUCAUGUGGCUGGAGUGUGUCAGCAGUUCCUGCAAGAGGAAGGCAUUGAUGCUAUGGACUGGCCCGCCCGUUCCCCAGACCUGAAUCCAAUUGAGCACAUCUGGGACAUCAUGUCUCGCUCCAUCCACCAACGCCACGUUGCACCACAGACUGUCCAGGAGUUGGCGGAUGCUUUAGUCCAGGUGUGGGAGGAGAUCCCUCAGGAGACCAUCCGCCACCUCAUCAGGAGCAUGCCCAGGCGUUGUAGGGAGGUCAUACAGGCACGUGGAGGCCACACACACUACUGAGCCUCAUUUUGACUUGUUUUAAGGACAUUACAUCAAAGUUGGAUCAGCCUGUAGUGUGGUUUUACACUUUAAUUUUGAGGGUGACUCCAAAUCCAGACCUCCAUGGGUUGAUACAUUUGAUUUCCAUUUAUAAUUUUUGUGUGAUUUUGUUGUCAGCACAUUCAACUAUGUAAAGAAAAAAGUAUUUAAUAAGAUUAUUUCAUUCAUUCAGAUCUAGGAUGUGUUGUUUAAGUGUUCCCUUUAUUUUUUUGAGCAGUGUAGAAAAUGCACUAAUGUCCUGUUGCCUAGACUGUACCUCACAACUCUUUUUGUCUUUCUUUUUUCUACAUAGAUUUAUCAAGAGCUACAAGAAGUUUGGUGGACCACUUGAAAGGUAGAAACAGUGAAACAUUGCCUUGGAGAGGAGAAAACGUUGAAUUUGACAACUCUUCUCAACAUGCCGCCUGACUAAUAAACGUGUGUCUCCUUCAGAUUGGACGCUAUCGCCCGCGAUGCCGAGCUGGUGGAUAAGUCUGAGUACGACCUGAAGCGCCUGGCGGAGACUGUUCACAACGGCUGCCUGAAGACCCUCAGGGAGAACCCCUGCAGACCAGAGAAGACAUCAGGUACUUUUCACUGUCUGUGUGUCUGUCUCUGUGUCGGUCUGUCUCUCUGUGUGUCUCUAUCUAUCCAGCCAUCCCUAUCUGUCCACCCAUUCAUCCUCCUCACUCUACUGCUAUUUCAAACAAUGUUGAAAUCCACUCAAGUUGCUCAAGAGCAGGUUGGAGCAGGUUGUGUUGUUAUAGUGCCGCUGGUCACCAAUAUUAAACCUCUGCCUCGCCACCAGGGGGCAGAAGAGGGAAAGUGAAAGGUCCCACGUUCAGGAUCUCGGGCGUCCAGGUGAACGCCAAGCUGGUCAUCUCCCACGAGAGGGAGCUGGUGCCGCUCCACAAAGCCAUUCCUGCCGACCCUGAGGAGAGGAAGAGGUCCGUCUCGCCACUCAGUCUCUUACCUCAAACAUGGCUUGCGUCCCAAAUGGCACCCUAUUCCCUAUUUAGUGCAAGACCUUUUGAUCAGGGCCAAUAGGAGCCAUUUAGCAAUGCUGACUUUACUCCUCUACCACACGUUGUAUUAACUCUGCUAAAACCAACACAACAGUUAAAAGUUUAAGUUUAUUUACACUCACAUAGCAGACAAUGAAGCCUGAAAUCCCUGGGCAUGAUAAGUAGCAUAGACCUAUCUAAAUCCACAACAUGUAUUAAUUGAUAAAAGGACAGACAUGACUUUGAGAAUGUUGUAAGCACUUUAAAACAAAUCUCUACCUACCAUGUAAAUACAUUGCACUUGCCUUUUAACUUCCAUGUAAAUACAGUGGGGGAAAAAAGUAUUUAGUCAGCCACCAAUUGUGCAAGUUCUCCCACUUAAAAAGAUGAGAGGCCUGUAAUUUUCAUCAUAGGUACACGUCAACUAUGACAGACAAAAUGAGAAAAAUAAAUCCAGAAAAUCACAUUGUAUGAUUUUUAAUGAAUUUAUUUGCAAAUUAUGGUGGAAAAUAAGUAUUUGGUCAAUAACAAAAGUUUCUCAAUACUUUGUUAUAUAUCCUUUGUUGGCAAUGACACAGGUCAAACGUUUUCUGUAAGUCUUCACAAGGUCUUCACACACUGUUGCUGGUAUUUUGGCCCAUUCCUCCAUGCAGAUCUCCUCUAGAGCAGUGCUGUUUUGGGGCUGUCGCUGGGCAACACAGACUUUCAAUUCCCUCCAAAGAUUUUCUAUGGGGUUGAGAUCUGGAGACUGGCUAGGCCACUCCAGGACCUUGAAAUGCUUCUUACGAAGCCACUCCUUCGUUGCCCGGGCGGUGUGUUUGGGAUCAUUGUCAUGCUGAAAGACCCAGCCACGUUUCAUCUUCAAUGCCCUUGCUGAUGGAAGGAGGUUUUCACUCAAAAUCUCACUAUACAUGGCCCCAUUCAUUCUUUCCUUUACACGGAUCAGUCGUCCUGGUCCCUUUGCAGAAAAACAGCCCCAAAGCAUGAUGUUUCCACCCCCAUGCUUCACAGUAGGUAUGGUGUUCUUUGGAUGCAACUCAGCAUUCGUUGUCCUCCAAACACGACGAGUUGAGUUUUUACCAAAAAGUUCUAUUUUGGUUUCAUCUGACCAUAUGACAUUCUCCCAAUCCUCUUCUGGAUCAUCCAAAUGCACUCUAGCAAACUUCAGACGGGCCUGGACAUGUACUGGCUUAAGCAGGGGGACACGUCUGGCACUGCAGGAUUUGAGUCCCUGGCGGCGUAGUGUGUUACUGAUGGUAGGCUUUGUUACUUUGGUCCCAGCUCUCUGCAGGUCAUUCACUAGGUCCCCCCGUGUGGUUCUGGGAUUUUUGCUCACCGUUCUUGUGAUCAUUUUGACCCCACGGGGUGAGAUCUUGCGUGGAGCCCCAGAUCGAGGGUGAUUAUCAGUGGGCUUGUAUGUCUUCCAUUUCCUAAUAAUUGCUCCCACAGUUGAUUUCUUCAAACCAAGCUGCUUACCUAUUGCUGAUUCAGUCUUCCCAGCCUGGUGCAGGUCUACAAUUUUGUUUCUGGUGUCCUUUGACAGCUCUUUGGUCUUGGCCAUAGUGGAGUUUGGAGUGUGACUGUUUGAGGUUGUGGACAGGUGUCUUUUAUACAGAUAACAAGUUCAAACAGGUGCCAUUAAUACAGGUAACAAGUGGAGGACAGAGGAGCCUCUUAAAUAAGAAGUUACAGGUCUGUGAGAGCCAGAAAUCUUGCUUGUUUGUAGGUGACCAAAUACUUAUUUUCCACCAUAAUUUGCAAAUAAAUUCAUAAAAAAUCCUACAAUGUGAUUUCUGGAUUUUUUUUUCUCAAUUUGUCUGUCAUAGUUGACGUGUACCUAUGAUGAAAAUUACAGGCCUCUUUCAUCUUUUAAAGUGGGAGAACUUGCACAAUUGGUGGCUGACUAAAUACUUUUUUCCCCACUGUAUAUGAUUGUUGCAUGCAUAGUUUUAGGACCACUUGAUACGAAAUGACACCUACUCUCACUUCCUAUGUCUUACUGAAUACUGAAUCCAAACUCUUCUCUUUUUGUAGGUACACGAUUCCGUUUCACUCCAAGGCAGCACACUUUGGCAUUGACUGGGGCAAGGAGGACGACUCCAGCCUGCUCAUAGGAAUCUACGAGUACGGUUACGGCAGCUGGGAAAUGAUCAAGAUGGACCCCGACCUCAACCUGACACACAAGGUGAGUCUGAAAAAAAGCUGGGCGAUAUGGACUACAAUACAUAUCACAAUAAAUUGACUGAAUUAUCACGAUAACGAUUUCUUAACCCAGAGGCCCAACAUCGUGAGACUUCCAGGAACGCUUGCGAAGCAGACUCGGCAGACCAGACUGGGGUUUGUGGUUUGAGAAGUUGAUGAGAGAAGUGAAAAAUUAUUUUCUCAAUUUCUAAAGGCAAUGUUAUUACUCCAACCUCGUCAAAGUGACAAACUGAAAUGUUUUCAUUUUCGUCAAAACGAUUUUAUAUCAAAGAAGUGCCUUUGAUUUGACGGCAUGCAGAUGCGCAGUUCUGCGCUACACGACCGUUAGACCAAUUUGUGUUUCUGCGCAUGAGCUUAGCUAGCUAACGUCGCCAUGACAUUGCCUACAAGCGUGAUCAGGGAUUUCUAUUGUAGAAGCAGUUUCUACUUAUCUUCGUACUAAACCAUCUUUGACGAAAUGUUUCUAACAUUUAUGUGGACCACAGCUACUUUUUUAUAUUACGUUCAAAACGAAUACUACUACUGCUUUGAAUGUUGUAGCUAUUAAUUGUCCCGUUCACAAUCACCCGUAUUAGCAGACUUAUUACAUUUCACAUUUCUCUAGAACAGGCUACUUAUCGUAAUUAAUGUCCCAGUGCUGUCAAAAAUGUGAUUUUCCUGUGUGUUAUAUGUAUUUCCACACUGAGGUUGUAAUAAUACUGUGAAAUUGUGAAAAUUAUGAAAGUACCCUUUUAGUGUAAGAGCUGUUUGAAAAGACCGCCUGAAAUCUCUGCCUGUUUUGGUGGGAUGGAGUUUUGGUCUGCCUGGUGACGCAGUAAAUUAGAUAAUAGACCAAUAAGAUAGAGUUCCAAACCUCUAUGCCAAUAACAGCUCGUUUUUAGUUUUCCCCUCCCAACUCAGACCACUCCCAGACAGUUCUAGCAAAAUUCUUGCUUGAGAAAUUGCUCUUUGCCAAGAUUUUUUUUUUAAUUGUUACCCAGAAAUGAUUUGAUAUUGAGAUAAAAACAUCUGCAUUGGACCUUUAACAAUAUUAGUAAAAUGUCAUCAAUAAUUGCUCGGUACAUUCGGUGUUGGUCAUUUUUGGUUCAUCGUCCCAGCUCACAGGGUCUCACUUUAUAGGGGAACUGAAAAUGUCAUUGCCUUUGUUAUAGUUGUAUUAAUUUACGCAUCCGUUGCUUCGUGUGAACCAGCUCCUGCCAGACGACCCUGACAAGAAGCCACAGGCCAAGCAACUGCAGACGAGAGCGGACUACCUCAUCAAAUUAUUGAGCAAGGACCUGGCCAAAAAGGAAGUACAGAGGCAAACAGGGACAGUAAGUGGCCAUGACUGGCUGGAUCACGGUUGUCUAUGCAAAGUCUGUGUCCUAUAGUACAUCUCCUUUUCUAUUGGCUCGUGUCAUUUUUAGUUUCACCAAAUAUCAUUAGAUUCCACCUCCAUGUGUUUCUUUUUUUGAACCUACAGUUCCACUAUAAUAAGAUAAGUUUUAACCACUCAUUUGAGGGACAUUUAAAAGUAGGCAUUCCUGGUGAAAUCCUAGUAUGUGGAUAGUCUUGAAGCGUUGAAUAAAGUCUUAAAUUGUUAUCUAAAAGUCCAGAAUUAAAGCUACAGUCUGGGAUUCGAAAAACACAACGCUUUUGCCACUUGUUUUUGAUAAACAGCUGAGGAAUGAGGCGAGGGAAAUGUAGCUCUUUAAAUUCAUCAACAGUGCUCGAGAUACUGACAGUCCUUCAGAUCCCAAAUUAUAGUUUAAACCAUGGUUUGAACCUAUAUAUUGUUUACAAUGACAUUGUUUGCAAACAAUGGAGUAAACAAGGUUAUAUGUUCGGGUAAGACUGUACUAGACUAAUGAGGCACUGAUAAGUUAUGAUAUUCAACAAUCAAUGGCUUUAUAUCAAGGCUGUUAAACUGAGACUCAGCGAUAUGAUGAAUCACAGAUAUUGUAGAUGAGCCCGAUGUAAGACGAGGCUCUUUGAGUGUCUGUGCUCAUGCAGAGAUGCACUUCACUCUGCAACAAUGUGAUAGCUGCAGGACCAAAACAGCUAAGAAGUUUGGCCUCGUGCUUCACGCUCUUAGUUGUUGCAGAAGUCAGCCCAAUAUUGCUGUUUUACUUUGUGCAUUGCUGACUCUACCUUUAAGUCCAGAAAUGGAUGUACCAAUCCCUGGCUAGCUAAAGAAUGUUGUUGAUUCUCCUGAGUUUUACAAAAUGUGCCAUUUGGUCAGAGUAGGCCUCUUUGUCAUGCCUGGUCUCUGUGACAGAGUGCCAGUUCCUCGUAAUAACAUGUCAACCGGUUUUAGUUGGUGUCAAAAACAGUGUGAGUUAUGACAAAUUUACUGCAGCUUUGCGGUCUCAUACUGGCAUCCUGCGAUGUAAACAACGUGUCAAGUGUCUCUAUGAAGACUAUCGUGAAUAGUCAAUACUAGUGCAUUGCUGGCUGCCGAAAGGAGCUUUAUAAGAAGGUAACGGUAUCAUUCCUAAUGAUUCUAUAUGUAAUUCUAUGUACAGUGAGGGGAAAAAGUAUUUGAUCCCCUGCUGAUUUUGUACGUUUGCCCACUUACAAAGAAAUGAUCGGUCUAUAAUUUUAAUGGUAGGUUUAUUUGAACAGUGAGAGACAGAAUAACAACAAAAAAAAUCAAGAAAAACGCAUGUCAAAAAUGUUAUCAAUUGAUUUGCAUUUUAAUGAGGAAAAUAAGUAUUUGACCCCAUCUCAAUCAGAAAGAUUUCUGGCUCCCAGGUGUCUUUUAUACAGGUAACGAGCUGAGUUUAGGAGCACACUCUUAAAGGGAGUGCUCCUAAUCUAAGUUUGUUACCUGUAUAAAAGACACCUGUCCACAGAAGCAAUCAAUCGAUCAGAUUCCAAACUCUCCACCAUGGCCAAGACCAAAGAGCUCUCCAAGGAUGUCAGGGACAAGAUUGUAGACCUACACAAGGCUGGAAUGGGCUACAAGAUCAUCACCAAGCAGCUUGGUGAGAAGGUGACAACAGUUGGUGCGAUUAUUCGCAGAUGGAAGAAACACAAAAUAACUGUCAAUCUCCCUCGGCCUGGGGCUCCAUGCAAGAUCUCACCUUGUGGAGUUGCAAUGAUCAUGAGAACGGUGAGGAAUCAGCCCAGAACUACACGGGAGGAUCUUGUCAAUGAUCUCAAGGCAGCUGGGACCAUAGUCACCAAGAAAACAAUUGGUAACACAUUACGCCGUGAAGGACUGAAAUCCUGCAGUGCCUGCAAGGUCCACCUGCUCAAGAAAGCACAUAUACAGGCCCGUCUGAAGUUUGCCAAUGAACAUCUGGAUGAUUCAGAGGAGAACUGGGUGAAAGUGUUGUGGUCAGAUGAGACGAAAAUCGAGCUCUUUGGCAUCAACUCAACUCGCCGUCUUUGGAGGAGGAGGAAUGCUGCCUAUGACCCCAAGAACCCCAUCCCCACCGUCAAACAUGCAGGUGGAAACAUUAUGCUUUGGGGGUGUUUUUCUGCUAAGGGGACAGGUCAACUUCACCGCAUCAAAGGGACGAUGGACGGGGCCAUGUACCGUCAAAUCUUGGGUGAGAACCUCCUUCCCUCAGCCAGGACAUUGAAAAUGGGUUGUGGAUGGGUAUUCCAGCAUGACAAUGACCCAAAACACACGGCCAAGGCAACAAAGGAGUGGCUCAAUAAGAAGCACAUUAAGGUCCUGGAGUGGCCUAGCCAGUCUCCAGACCUUAAUCCCAUAGAAAAUCUGUGGAGGGAGCUGAAGGUUUGAGUUGCCAAACGUCAGCUUCGAAACCUUAAUGACUUGGAGAAGAUCUGCAAAGAGGAGUCGGACAAAAUCCCUCCUGAGAUGUGUGCAAACCUGGUGGUCAACUACAAGAAACGUCUGACCUCUGUGAUUGCCAACAAGGGUUUUGCCACCAAGUACUAAGUCAUGUUUUGCAGAGGGGUCAAAUACUUAUUUCCCUCAUUAAAAUGCAAAUCAAUUUAUAACAUUUUUGACAUGCGUUUUUUUGUAAUUUUUUUGUUGUUAUUCUGUCUCUCACUGUUCAAAUAAACCUACCAUUAAAAUUAUAGACUGAUCAUGUCUUUGUCAGUGGGCAAACGUACAAAAUCAGCAGGGGAUCAAAUACUUUUUUCUCUCACUGUAUGGACCAAUGAUUGAACUGGCUUUGGCUAUCAGACACAUCUAACUCCCAAUUGUGGCAAAUAUAAUCACCAGGAGGAUCAUUUUCACACACUUUAAACAUAUUAACAAAAUCGCAACUGAUUUGUACCAGUAAAAGCGUCUGGUGUGGCAUGGAAAGUCAAAAACCCAGGACACAUUCUAUUUCAAGGGGCCCACGUGUUUUUUUUAAUGAGUUGCAAAGAAUUAUGAUUGUUUUCACCUUUUGUUGUUGUAGGCCAACUCGCGGACAAGGAAACUGAGUAAGAAGAACAAAGCUGUGAAGCCAGCCGAAGUGGACGAAGUGGUGAAGAGUCUGUCCUCGGAGCCCCCCUCAGAGAAGUCCUCAGAGGACGAGAUUGAGGAGGAAAAGGUAUGUAGGAGAAUGAUUCUUCCCUAGCUAUAGAUCAUUCAUCAGCUUUCCCUCCCCCAAUCCUAGCCUUAAGGACUUCCUCCAGUGAUUUUGAACUUUCCCUGUUGGCACAGUGGUCUAAGGCACUGCAUCGCAUUGCUAGCUGUGCCACUAGCGAUCCUGGUUCGAGUCAGGCUCUGUCGUAGCCGGCUGCGAUCGGGAGACCCAUGGGGCGGCGCACAAUUGGCCCAGCGUCGUCCAGGUUAGAGGAGGGAAUGGCCGGCAGGGAUGUAGCUCAGUUGGUAGAGCAUGGCGUUUGCAACGCCAGGGUUGUGGGUUCGAUUCCCACGGGGGGCCAGUAUGAAAAAUAAAUAAAUGCAAAUGUAUGCUCUGGAUAAGAGCGUCUGCUAAAUGACUAAAAUGUAAAUGUAAAAUGUAAAAGUGAUAUCCCAAGUAUAAAUGCAGUACACACACUAAAGGGUAAAAAAAAAAAAUUGUGUUCUUUUUAGACACAACUGCAAACUUCAAGGAGUAGAGCAUUCAAGGAGUUGGUCUGAUGGGAAUUUGUGAUGUCAUUGGCCUCCCCCAUUGCUUGAGUAACAAUAGAGAACAAAAGAGGAAAGGCUCACCCCCCACUCGUACCAUGUCAUGACAUACCUGGAGUGCCACUUUAACCAUUAGUGGGGUAAAUGCAGAACUGACCCAAGAUCAGAGUCUAGGGGAGGGCUGUUCAAUUCCGGUCCUGGAGGGCCGAAACACUUCAGGUUUUUGUUUCUACCUGGUAGAUAAUUGCGCUCACCUGAUUUCCCAGGUCUGAUUCAGUCCCUGAUUAGAAGGAUAGGAUGAACACCAGAAGUGUUUUGGCCCUCCAGGAUUGACAUUGAACACCCCUGGUCUAGUGGCAACUUCCCCCUACUUCGACUAUGAUAGAAUACUCCUUAAGGCUGUGGAUAGUAGACAAGGGAUCCCUUUACCUUUCCCUGUUGUCUUCUUUUGGGCUAAUAAUAACUAAUAAUACUAAUAAUAACCUUUUUUGACAUAUCUAAAUGUGCCACUUAACACAAGUGUAGACUGUUACAAUAAAAAUAGCAAUGAGUGAGUGAUCAAAUAAACUCAGUAAUCAGUCAACUAAACUCAAUGAAUGGGCCCAGUCUGAAAAUCACCUUGUCUAGGGUGUGGGCCUUACAGUACUGUUGUCCGUUAAGGUUAUUGCCUGCUCUGUAUGGCAGUUUGACUAAACCCAUUUGCCCACAAGCAUGGUUAUAUAAUUCAGUUUUUAAAGUAACUGUCCAGUGAAAAGCUCACUUCUAAAAGCUAAUAUUCUGUUAAGUCAUACCCAAAUAAUGUUGAUGACUCACCGUAUAGUUGUAUUUGCGGCCAAAGCAUACAUUUGACAAAACCCCUUAAAAAAAAAACACCUCAAACUAGGGCUGGGCGAUAUAUCGAAUUCAUUAGAUUAAUUUGAAUUGAUGUUUUAGCAAGAUUUUACAAAUGCCUGUAUCGCAAGAAACUAGUUAAUUUUUUAUUUUCUUCAUUUUGUCAGCUUGUUCUCGUGUUGUCUAUUUGGUCUCGUAUCCUUCGCUCCUUCUGCUGUGAUUGUGCACCUUCCCAUUUACACACACACACACACACACACACAAAGCUCUUGCCCCUGCCACUCGCUAUUUGCAUUUGAGAUUUGGUCCAACAGAAUCGCUCAUAUGGACACCGAAACACAUUGAGGCAUUAUUUUACUGUAACAGAGGAGAACAUAAGCUUUCUAACUAUACCCUUUUUAUGUCUCAACUCCUCAAAUUGCGCGACUAGCACACCCUAAUAAUACGGGAGGAUCAAUUAAAAUUGAUUUUGGAAAAUGAAUGCUCAGUUUCUGUCGUGUACCGCUAAUAGCAUUUUAGCCACAGACUGUUAUACUAGCUGUCUGUGUUUUUAUAAAUGUGCAAAGAGCAUAAAAAACAAUUAUGUAAGGAAUUUGCAACUCUUUCUCAUUCGGAGAAAAAAGGUAGGCCGCUUGAUUUCAACAGGUGCACGCUGUUCAAACAGUUGGAGACGGACAGAAGGGUGUGUUCAUAACAAUUCAACUGUUCUACCUCGUUAGCUAGCAAAUAGAUCCAAGUUGGCUAGACUUUAAAUAUAAAGAUUAGCUUGCUACUCACUAGCACGUGGGCUUGUGCUUGAGAGAUUGUUUAUGAGACCUGUGUAAAUGUUCUAUAAUGCCUGCUACAAGGAGUUGGUCAUUAUUAGUGAAUGUGCAUUAUGCAUGGUUCUGGUCAAAUUUAUAACAUAAAUGGCAUUUUCAUAGACAGACUUGAAAGCCAGAUCAGUGAUUAUUGCAAAAAAGCAGGUUAAACUAUUUUGAUCAAAUAAUUAAGUGAUUAGUGGGUCUUAUGAUUGUGGAAAGCUUAUACAGUGCAUUCGGAAAGUAUUCAGACCCCUUGACUUUUUCCACAUUGUGUUACGUUACAGCCUUAUUCUAAAAUGGAUUAAAAUGUUUUUUUCCCCUCAUCAAUCUACACACAAUACCCCAUAAUGACAAAGCAAAAACAGGUUUAAAAAUAAAAGCAGGAAAAAAAUUAGAUAUUACAUAUAAAUAUUCAGACCCUUUACUCAGUACUUUGAAGCACCUUUGGCAGCGAUUACAGCCUCAAGUCUUCUUGGGUCUUCUACAAGCUUGGCACACUUGAAUUUGGGGAGUUUCUCCCAUUCUUCUCUGCAGAUCCUCACAAGCUCUGUCAGGUUGGAUGGGGAGCGUUGCUGCACAGCUAUUUUCAGGUAUCCAGUGAUGUUCGAUCGGGUUCAAGGACAUCCAUAGACUUGUCCCGAAGCUACUCCUGCAUUGUCUUGGCUGUGUGUUUAGGGUCGUUGUCCUGUUGGAAGGUGAAUCUUCGCCCCAGUCUGAGGUCCUGAGCGCUCUGGAGCAGGUUUUCAUCAAGGAUCUCUCUGUACUUUGCUCCGUUCAUCUUUCCCUCGAUCCUGACUAGUCUCCCAGUCCCUGCCGCUGAAAAACAUCCCCACAGAAUGAUGCUGCCACCACCAUGCUUCACCGUAGGGAUGGUGCCAGGUUUCCUCCAGACGUGACGCUUGGCAUUCAGUCCAAAGAGUUCAAUCUUGGUUUCAUCAGACCAGAGAAUUGUCAUGGUCUGAGAGUCCUUUAAGCGGGCUGUCAUGUGCCUUUUACUGAGGAGUGGCUUCUGUCUGGCCACUCUACCAUAAAGGCCUGAUUGGUAGAGUGCCGCAGAGAUGGUUGACCUUGUUGAAGGUUCUACCAUCUCCACAGAGGAACUCUGGAGCUCUGUCAGAAUGACCAUCGGGUUCUUGGUCACCUCCCUGACCAAGGCCCUUCUCCCCCGAUUGCUCAGUUAGGCCGGGCAGCCAGCUCUAGGAAGAGUCUUGGUGGUUCCAAAAUGAUGGAGGCCACAGUGUUCUAGGGGACCUUCAAUGCAUCGAGGCAGUCUGUAGCUAUGCUAACCAUCUCUCUCUCUCUCUCUCCCAGGAGGUGGUCCCAGUGAAGUCGCCGCCCAGAAGGGGCCGAGCGGAGCGCAUGGUGGUGAAGGAGGAGGAGGAGAAGCCUGAGCCAGAGAAGGUGCCCUCGCCGCCCGAGGAGAAAAGGGAGCCCAAAGAAAGGGAGAUUAAAAAGGAGAAGGAGGAGAGCCGGGAGGUGAAAGAGAAGGAGCUUAAAGAGAAGAAGGACACCAAGCAUGUGGAGCCAGUACAUAAACAGGAAGAGGUCACAGGGGAGAAGGUAAGACAUCGCCACGUUGGGAAUAGUCAGAAAGGAUUGAAAAACGUGCAGUUCGUUGCACUGCAAAUAUGAAACUAAAUAAAUAAGCACUAAAGUCAGUCAGGUACGGCUUUUACGGCGUCUUAUUACACGGUUUAUAAUAAGUUAUGUCUCUCUACGUAGAAAAUCUUCAUCUUUACGAUUGUCAUUUAUUUAUUGUCAUUUUGUGGUUAGCAGCCGUGCGAGGUGAAGGCUGAGGUACGAGAUAAGGUGAAGAAGGCCUCAGACACUCCAGUCCACAUCACAGCAGGAGACGAGAACGUGCCCAUCUCAGAAGAGUCGGAGGAACUCGACCAGAAGACCUUCAGUGUGGUGAGUCACGUGUCAGUGACGCAACUAUGUCAAAAACACAACGUCCACUCAGUCAGUGAGUCAAAAUGUCAACAAAUGAGUCAUGACGUCUAGGAUCCAAGUCGAAGCGUCUAGGGACCUAGUCGAAACGUCUACAUUUACAUUUUAGUGAUUUAGCAGACGCUCUUAUCCAGCGACUUACAGGAGCAAUUAGGGUUAAGUGCCUUUUUUAAGGGCACAUCGACAGAUUUUUCACCUAGUCGGCUCGUGGAUUAGAACCAGCGACCUUUCGGUUACUGGCACAAUGCUCUUACCCACUAAGCUACAUGCCGCCCUGACUAGGGACCUAGUCGAAGCGUCUAGGGACCGAGUCCAAACGUCUAGGGACCGAGUCCAAACGUCUAGGAACCGAGUCAAAACCCUAGUCAAAAUGUAUAGGGAGCUAGUCAAAACUCCAAUGGUCAGAAAAUGCUGUAAAUUUGUCCAAUUGAUCUAGUAUUUGUAUUGAUAUUUGUCAUGGUAACUCAAAUACCAUCUUGCCAAUGUUGGCCCUCCAAACACUGUAUAUAUCCUGUCUGUGUGUCCCUCAGUGCAAGGAGAGGAUGCGACCGGUCAAGGCGGCCCUGAAGCAGCUGGACCGGCCGGAGAAGGGCCUAUCGGAACGCGAGCAGCUGGAGCACACGCGCCAGUGCCUCAUCAAGAUCGGAGACCACAUCACUGAGUGUCUCAAGGAGUACUCCAACCCCGAGCAGAUAAAACAGUGGAGAAAGUAAGGCGCUCUAUAUAUUUUAUUUAUUUAUUUAUUAGAAUCCCUAUUAGCUGUUGUUACUAAAGCAACUACUCUUCCUGUGGUCCACAAUAUAAGUUCACGAUAUGAGUGCACGUUCAAAGUUUUGUUAUAAUCAAUUUGCAGAUUGAGAUCAAGCCCUCUUUGAAAUACAUGAUAUUGACAUUUAUUUUUGUCAUACCUUUGGUUAUUGUCUGAUAUACACACAGCUGGAAUGCUGUUGUAUUCAGGAUCCAAACUACCCGGUUUAUUAAUACAAACAACAACGUCAUUACAUCCUUAGGGAAAUUGGACAGGCAUGGCAUUGGCAAACUAACUGAAUGUUCAUUUACUGUUUGAAGUUUUGUAACGUUUCAUUACUAUGGGUAUAAAGACAAUUCAUAAUCCAAUUCAAAACUUGCCUUGAGGCUACAGGUACAGUGCCUUGCAAAAGUAUUCAUCCCCCAUAGCGUUUUUCCUAUUUUGUUGCAUUACAACCUGUAAUUUAAAUGGAUUUUUAUUUGGAUUUCAUGUAAUGGAUAUACACAAAAUAGUCCAAAUUGGUGAAGUUAAAUGAAAGUAAUAACUUGUUUUAAAAAAUUCGACCAAAUAAAUAACGGAAAAGUGGUGCGUGCAUAUGUAUUCACCCCCUUUGCUAAGAAGCCCCUAAAUAAGAUUUUGUGCAACCAAUUACCUUCAGAAGUCACAUAAUUAGUUAAAUAAAGUCCACCUGUGUGCAAUCUAAGUGUCACAUGAUCUGUCACAUGAUCUCAGUGUAUAUAUACACCUGUUCUGAAAGGCCCCAGAGUCUGCAACACCACUAAGCAAGGGGCACCACCAAGCAAGCGGCUUCAUGAAGACCAAGGAGCUAUCCAAACAGGUCAGGGACAAAGUUGUGGAGAAGUACAGAUCAGGGUUGGGUUAUAAAAAAAUAUCUGAAACUUUAAACAUCCCACGAUGCACCAUUUUUUAAAUCCAUUAUUAAAAAAUGGAACUAAUAUGGUACCACAACAAACCUGCCAAGAGAGGGCCGCCCACCAAAACUCACGGACCAGGCAAGGAGGGCAUUAAUCAGAGAGGCAACAAAGAGACCAAAGAUAACCCUGAAGGAGCUGCAAAGCUCCACAGCGGCGAUUGGAGUAUCUGUCCAUAGGACCACUUUAAGCCGUACACUCCACAGAGCUGGGCUUUGCGGAAGAGUGGCCAGAAAAAAGCCAUUGCUUAAAGAAAAAGAUAAGCAAACAUGUUUGGUGUUUGCCAAAAGGCAUGUGGGAGACUCCCCAAACAUAUGGAAGAAGGUACUCUGGUCAGAUGAGACUAAAAUUGAGCUUUUUGGCCAUCAAGGAAAACGCUAUGUCUGGCACAAACCCAACACCUCUCAUCACCCCAAGAACACCAUCCCCACAGUGAGGCAUGGUGGUGACAGCAUCAUGCUGUGGGGAUGUUUUUAAUCGGCAGGGACUGGGAAACUGGUCAGAAUUGAAGGAAUGAUGGAUGGCGCUAAAUACAGGGAAAUUCUUGAGGGAAACCUGUUUCAGUCUUCGAGAGAUUUGAGACAGGGACAGAGGUUCACCUUCCAGCAGGACAAUGACCCUAAGCAAACUGCUAAAGCAACAGUCGAGUGGUUUAAGGGGAAACAUUUAAAUGUCUUGGAAUGGCCUAGUCAAAGCCCAGACCUCAAUCCAAUUGAGAAUCUGUGGUAUGACUUAAAGAUUGCUGUACACCGAUGGAACCCAUCCAACUUGAAGGAGCUGGAGCAGUUUUGCCUUGAAGAAUGGGCAAAAUCCCAGUGGCUAGAUGUGCCAGGCUUAUAGAGACAUACCCCAAGAGACUUGCAGCUGUAAUUGCUGCAAAAGGUGGCUCUACAAAGUAUUGACUUUGGGGGGGUGAGUAGUUAUGCACGCUGAAGUUUUCUGUUUUUUGUCUUACUUCUUAUUUCACAAGAAAAAAAUAUUUUGCAUCUUCAAAUGAUACAAACCCCCAAAAAAUCCAUUUUAAUUCCAGGUUGUAAGGCAACAAAUAUGAAAAAUGCCAAGGGGGGUGAAUAGUUUCGCAAGCCACUGUUUGUGAUGCCGCGGUCAGACGCGCUUUAAAAGCAACCAAAAAAGGAAAAUCAAAAGCUUCAACAGUAUAAAAACCAACAAACAAAUGUAUUUUCCAAACAAAGGUAAUUUCCUAGGCUAUGUUCCAUCCAUGAUCAAAGCCAAAGCGAUCUGAUAUAAACGGUAAACAAAAGGGUAUAGACUAGUAGCAGCUUUCUUAGUUCCAAGUAUUAGCAGUCAAAAACUGUAUUGUACCGCCAUACCGGAGGCCUGGCUGAGCAAUACUACCAAAGCACUAAAUAUGUAUACGAAAGGGGAAAGGGGUGUGCCCAGGAGAGGCUCCGUAUUGCUUUUAAAUUAUUGCUUUUAAAUACCCAUGAUAGCCAUAGUAGAAAACCAAAAACAUGAGUUCAACAACCAUACUCCAUAAUUUAUAAUGCAAUAUUCAUACUUAUAUUUAAUAAAUCAAUAUUUCCUGAUUUCGAAUUAGGCUAAUCAAUUAAAGUGAGACUGAAAGUAAGGGAAUUUGGCUCCAACAUUUCUGCCCCUAGUCCCAUCAAAACAAUUACAACUGUCAAAACAUAGAGGGAGGCAAAGUUCAAUAGUCCAUUAGGAGAAAAUAAAAUAUAGAUAUCUUUAGUAAUGUGUGUGUUCCAAGGAAUGUCAGUAUGCAUGUGGGUGUACGGGGGAUGAAAAGGGGUGUGUGGUUUGCUAUGCGGGGGCCUCCAGCAGCAGACAUACACUACAUGACCAAAAGUAUGUGGACACCUGCUCAUCGAACAUUUCAUUCCACAAUCAUGGGCAUUAAUAUGGAGUUGGUCCCCCCUCCACUCUUCUGGGAAGGUUUUCCACUAGAUGUCGGAACAUUGCUGUGGGGACUUGCUUCUAUUCAGCCACAAGAGAAUUAGUGAGGUCGGGCACUGAUGUUGUGCGAUUAGGUCUGGAUCGCUGUCGGAGUUCCAAUUCAUCCCAAAGGUGUUCGAUGGGGUUAAGGUCAGGGCUCUGUGCAGGCCAGUCAAGUUCUUCCACACCGACCUCGCUUUGUGCACGGGAGCAGGAUAGCUGGGUGCUUAGAUUGUGCUGGCAUAGCUGACCUGCUCAAUCUACCUCCUACUCUCAUCACAUCAGACCAUCUUGGAACACUAGAGACAGUUUGAAGAUGGCUGUUCCUUUUUACCAUUGAGCCUUUCUUCAGAGCUACCAUUUCAUAUGGAAUACAUUCUCCUCUGACAAAAACAAACAAUUUGAUCUUCUGCAUCCAUGAGCUUGUCCACAGAGACCUUUUGAACAGUGUUCUUUUCUAGCCCUUCAAUUGCUUCUCCAUCAUAUUCUUGUUUUCCUCAUCUUUUUGUCCCAAACUUAGAUUAUUUCUUUUCUCACACACUUUCUCACACGCUUUAAUGCACUUUUAACCUUUAGGAUCCAUGCAACCACUCUUCUGAGGCGGUGCCACUCCAAGUAGUGAGAAAUGAGGUUAGAGUUUGAUCUGGCAUUCCAACUCUGGCUGCGUUAGGAAGUCUGGUCCUGAAAUCCAUGUCUCAUUUUUCAGGAAGACUUUUGCUGAGACACAUCUGGAGGCAUAGUUAGUAGGGUUCAGCAAAGUAUUCACGUCUCCACUGAGACACAUCUGAAGCUUCCCUAAUGGCAGUGGCUCUGUUAGCAACAAAGGUGUGAAAUCUUGCAGUAUCAUUUCUGACAUAUUUUAAGACCGAUGUGCUGUGAGUCCAAAGAACUGAUGGUUUGAGUGAUAGCUCCAACUCUGCUCUCAUCAUCUUGUCCACACGUACAGCAACUGUGGCAGCUGUGAGCACCAUACGUGGUAUGGUGACUGUUUUUAAUGGUGCGACCCUGGCCUUACCCAUGAUGAAAGCACAGUGAACUUAACGCUCUCUGUUAUUCAACAACAGGUAAGUGACAGUGCUAUAACCAUUCUCACUGGCAUCAGCAAAGUGAUGGACUUGAGCGAAAACUGGUUCUCCAAAAUCACUGAGUUUGAUGCAUCUCUUGACCUCGUAGUCAGACAGCUGGUUCAGAUCCAUCAACCAGUUACACCAUCUUAGAACCAGAACUUCAGGGAUGCUCUUAUCCCAUCCAAGUUUCAUCCUGCACAGAUCUUGCAAUAUACCGAGCGGGUCAUAAACAGAGCUCACCAUAGAAAGAAGGCCUCUUCUGUUAAGUGGUCUGUCCUUCAUUAAUAUUUUGAACUUUAGUGAGUCCGAUUCAACGCAGCAGUGUACUCCAAGGGCUCUUUCUACUGGUAGCAUGUCCUGAUCCAAGUCCAAAUCCUUUAUCUCCUUUGCUGUCUCCUCUUCAGGAAUAGAGGCAAUAACAACUCAACUGUUGCUGAUCCAUUUGUUCAGUCUUAAGCCUCCUUUAGCACACAAGUUUGUGAGGUCCUGAGUAAGUGUCAAGGCUUCAUCCUCACUUGCCAUUGACUUUAGACAGUCAUCCACGUUGAAGUUUCUCAGAACUGCUUCUGACUUGAAACUGUCUGUGUGGUCCUUUUGCACAUUGCUUCAGAGCACAACUGGCACAUUGGAGAUGAAAUGGCCUCAAAGAUAUGCAUCACCAUUUUGUACUCCUCCAGCUCCUUUUCCAGAUCUCCAUUUGGCCACCAGAGAAAAUUCAGAAGGUCUGUAUCCUGCCCUGGUGGAACAUGGCUUCAAUGUCUGCCAUGGAGGCAACAGGCUCUUGGCGAAAUCAGGACAAAAUACAAGUAAGACAGUUUGUCAAGUCUGGGCCCUGUAGAAGCUGAGCAUUCAGUGGUGUCUCUUGAUAGGCGGCUCCACAUUCAAAUACCACCCUUAGCUUGUGCUUUUUGGGAUGAUAUACACCGUGGUGUGGGAUUUAACAAACUCUCUUGCUGCUGUCAUUCUGAGAGUCUCUUGGCACCUUCACUGCAAAGCCUUUGUCUGUCAUGAACUUGGUGUAGUCCUCACAGAACUGAGGAUUCUUGCUGAGUUUUCUUUUCAGGUUGAGAGCACGCUGUACUGCCACACAGUGGUUGUUAAGAAAUUCAGCAUCCUCAUUCAUGGCUGACUGAGAGACACGCUCCAUGAAGAGAUGGUCUUCUCUUGACAUUUCAAGCUGCUCCUCAUGGUGGCGCUCUGGGAAGCCAUGCUUAAAAACCUGUUGCUGAAGCAGCUCUUCCAGCUCUACGACAAAGAUUAUGUGUGCCAUUAUAUGAGACUGCCCAUAGGUGGAGACAUUGCCCUUUUUUAGAGGCCCAUUCACAAUCCAGCGCAGUGGUUUUCACAGCGUAUAGGCCCUCUCCUUGGCUGUACUGCCCGAAUCUAGAAAGACAUGUUUCCACUGUUCUCGUACUUUUUUCCAUUUUCACCCUCACAGGCACGAUGGCUUGGAUGCAAUCAGGAUCCCCGGCCCAAGUGUGACUCCCAGCAUCUCCAUCCAAUUUAAAAAACGCACUGGUAACACUGCUCUCUGUUUUCAUUGCUUUUGCAGCUGUUAACCUCUUUGUAGGUGAUGUGCAACAUGGUUGGAUGUUUACAUGAACACACUUUACAAGGAAGUCUUUGCAUCCUUUGCUCAUGUGUCCAGGGGUCAGACAACCAAAACAGACUCCCUUGUUCUUCAAAAAGUCCAACUUCUCUUGAUGUGACUUCUUGUUCAGUUCUGUGCACGUGCCUAGUUCUCUUUGACAGAAUGGACACUGCCUGAGUGCCACACCAGAGUUAUUGCCAACCCAGCUCUUCUCUGUUUUCACAGCUGGUGUGACGCUGGUGGCAAAACCAAAACCACUUUCUCACUUUCAGAACACUUGGCCUACUCACAGGUCCUGAACCUCCCAUCACUGCUGCAGUGGGGGUUUCCGUUAUGUUUACAAAUACAGGAUGACAUGCUAUCCUGGCUUGGCGAUCAACAAAGGUAACCAGAUCAGCAAACCUGGCUCUCCUUCCAUUUCUCUCCUGUAGGUCAUAAGCCGCCCCUCCCUGUUUUUCUUUCAUAUUAUACGGCAGCUUUGAGACUAUGGCUCUCAUAUUUGAUGGGCUGACCAUUUCCUCCAUAUGUUGAACAGUAUCCAUAGUGUUGCAGCAUCCAGUGAGAGAAACUACAAAGGCUUGUAGGGAUUCUGAAACUUCAACCUUGAUUGGUGACCAGCUUAGAGCUUUCUCAAUGUAAGCUUUGGCGAUUCUAUACUUAUCUCCAAAGAGUUUUUUCAGAAGCUGUUUGGCCUCUGCAUACUCUGUCACCCUCCAUAUGUUGGCAAAUGCAGACUAGAUCUCUGGAUUGCCCCAUGGUGAAAUGCCAAAAAGGACAGCCUGUCUUUGCUGUUCUUGAUCCUAUCUUCAAUAGCAUGUUCAAAGGCACGUACAAAUAACCUGUAGUCUAGUGGGUCACCCUUAAACACUGGUACACUAAGAGGUGGUAAUGAGGACAACCUUUGCUGCCUUACCAGUGUUUCAGUGAUAUCAUUUUGGUGUUGCAUAAUGUUGACGAUACUGCCCAUGUCAGCUCCACCCUGAUCUGGGUUGAUAGACAGCUGCCACUUCCAACUAGAGGAGGAAGGCCUAUCUUUUGGUCUUACAACAGGUGGUAUGUGGUGGUAGCACGUUGUUGCAACAUACUACUUUGACCCUGGCCCUAUGCAGUAUGAACAGACGUGGUGAACAAUGAGGAUCCCAGGUCAGCCAUGGUGUGUGAUUGUCUGCUAUGGAGACCUGUGACAACCUGAGUGGUGGUGGGCACCUUUUUUUCUUUGAGUAACCUUCCCUGAGGUAUCCUCGGGCCUUCCCAUUAAAUUAAAGUAAUUGUGCAUUCCUUCCUCUGAUUUGUUUCCCAUUCCUUGAGUGGCUUCAUACAUUCAGCUUAGCACUGUUAGCCAAUAUUUCAGCUUCUAGCUCCAAUUCUUUUUCCUUAAGUUCCUUAAGUUUCCAUUGGAUCCAUUGUAAAGGCAGGUUAUAGCACUGAACAUCAAUCCCAUUCAAUUCCAUUGAUUUGCAUCCGUCAGCACAGUAUGAACACAUUUUAGCACGGCGCAGCUUAAUGAAUGAGCCCAACACAUGACGUUAUCACAACACCGAUACGACAGCCAAUCAGCAAAGCGUCCACUUUUCUCUCCGCUCCACAGUGAGCUCUCAACUCCGAGCGCAAAUCGAACAACAGACACGCGAUUCCAAGCUCCAAUUCUCAAAAGUUCCAUGAAUUCAUCCAACAACACAUCAAGCAUAUUGAGCAAUAGAAAGAGCAACCACAAUUCACUCCCCUCUCUCCACAGUGAGAAGCGCAAAUCAAACAGUCAGAGCUUCAAUAGCAUAAAUCAAUAGCGUCACUUGGAAUAUACAGUAGAGUAGCAGCGCUUGUUUUACCUUGUUCGAAUUCAAUCUUUACCUCCAAUCCAUUAAUCGGCUUUCCAUCCAGCGAUAGUUUUUGACAAAUAUAAAGGCAAUACGUAAUCCAAUUCUAAACUUGCCUCAAGGCUACAGGUAUGUGUGUGAUGCUGCGGUCAGAUACGCUUCCAAAGCAACCAAAAAAGGAGAAUCAAAAGCUUCCAAUAGUAUAAAAACAAACAUUUAUUUUACAAGCAAAGGUAAUUUCAUAGGCUAUGUUCCAUCCAUGACCAAAGCCAAAGCGAUCGGAUUUAAAGGGUUAACAAACGGGUAUAGACUAGUAGCAGCUUUCUUAGUUCCAAAUAUUAACUGUAAGGUACCACCACACUUGAGGCCUGGCUGAGCCAUACUACUAGGGGAACAUGGGGGGGAAAGGGGUGUGCCCAGGAGAGGCUCCAUAUUGCUUUUAAAAACCCAUGAUAACCAUAAUAGAAAACCAAAAACAUGAGUUCAUCAACCAUACUCCAUAAUGAAUUAUGUAAUAUUGAUACUUACAGUGGGGAGAACAAUUAUUUGAUACACUGCCGAUUUUGCAGGUUUUCCUACUUACAAAGCAUGUAGAGGUCUAAUUUUUAUCAUAGGUACACUUCAACUGUGAGAGACGGAAUCUAAAACAAAAAUCCAGAAAAUCACAUUGUAUGAUUUUUAAGUAAUUAAUUUGCAUUUUAUUGCAUGACAUAAGUAUUUGAUCACCUACCAACCAGUAAGAAUUCUGGCUCUCACAGACCUGUUAGUUUUUCUUUAAGAAGCCCUCCUGUUCUCCACUUAUUACCUGUAUUAACUGCACCUGUUUGAACUCGUUACCUGUAUAAAAGACACCUGUCCACACACUCAAUCAAACAGACUCCAACCUCUCCACAAUGGCCAAAACCAGAGAGCUGUGUAAGGACAUCAGGGAUAAAAUUGUAGACCUGCACAAGGCUGGGAUGGGCUACAGGACAAUAGGCAAGCAGCUUGGUGAGAAGGCAACAACUGUUGGCGCAAUUACUAGAAAAUGGAAGAAGUUCAAGAUGACGGUCAAUCACCCUCAGUCUGGGGCUCCAUGCAAGGUCUCACCUCGUGGGGCAUCAAUGAUCAUGAGGAAGGUGAGGGAUCAGCCCAGAACUACACGGCAGGACCUGGUCAAUGACCUGAAGAGAGCUGGGACCACAGUCUAAAAGAAAACCAUUAGUAACACACUAUGUCAUCAUGGAUUAAAAUCCUGCAGCGCACGCAAGGUCCCCCUGCUCAAGCCAGCGCAUGUCCAGGCCCGUCUGAAGUUUGCCAAUGACCAUCUGGAUGAUCCAGAGGAGUAAUGGGAGAAUGUCAUGUGGUCUGAUGAGACAAAAAUAGAGCUUUUUGGUCUAAACUCCACUCGCCGUGUUUGGAGGAAGAAGAAGGAUGAGUACAACCCCAAGAACACCAUCCCAACCGUGAAGCAUGGAGGUGGAAACAUCAUUCUUUUUGGAUGCUUUUCUGCAAAGGGGACAGGACGACUGCACCGUAUUGAGGGGAGGAUGGAUGGGGCCAUGUAUCGCGAGAUCUUGGCCAACAACCUCCUUCCCUCAGUAAGAGCAUUGAAGAUGGGUCGUGGCUGGGUCUUCCAGCAUGACAACGACCCGAAACACACAGCCAGGGAAACUAAGGAGUGGCUCUGUAAGAAGAAUCUCAAGGUCCUGGAGUGGCCUAGCCAGUCUCCAGACCUGAACCCAAUAGAACAUCUUUGGAGGGAGCUGAAAGUCCGUAUUGCCCAGCGACAGCCCCGAAACCUGAAGGAUCUGGAGAAGGUCUGUAUGGAGGAGUGGACCAAAAUCCCUGCUGCAGUGUGUGCAAACCUGGUCAAGACCUACAGGAAACGUAUGAUCUCUGUAAUUGCAAACAAAGGUUUCUGUACCAAAUAUUAAGUUCUGCUUUUCUGAUGUAUCAAAUACUUAUGUCAUGCAAUAAAAUGCACAUUAAUUACUUAAAAAUCAUACAAUAUGAUUUUGUGGAUUUUUGUUUUAGAUUCCGUCUCUCACAGUUGAAGUGUACCUAUGAUAAAAAUUACAGACCUCUACAUGGUCCUGGGGUCCUCUGUAGCUCAGCUGGUAGAGCACGGCGCUUGUAACGCCAAGGUAGUGGGUUCGAUCCCCGGGACCACCCAUACACAAAAUAUAUGCACGCAUGACUAAGUCGCUUUGGAUAAAAGCGUCUGCUAAAUGGCAUAUUAUAUUAUAUUAUUAUAUUACAUGCUUUGUAAGUAGGAAAACCUGCAAAAUCGGCAGUGUAUCAAAUGCUUGUUCUCCCCCCAUUCAAUAAGUCAAUAUUUCCUGAUUCGAAUUAGGCACAACAUAUUAUUUUUUGGGUGAGACUUAAGGUAAAGGAAUUUGGCUCCAACACUGGGGUUAUGAAAUGUAGCUCAGGGCAAGCUACAAAUAAAUCUGUGACAUACUCACUGUAGAUUUAUGUCCUCUUGCAAUUGAACAGAUCUGGACAUGUACCUUUACCAUUGAUUGCAUGCAUACCAUAAUUUAUGGGGCUCCUUGUAUCAAGGACCAGAGUGUUGACUUAAAUGUCUGUUUUUUUGUUUUUAGAAACCUGUGGAUAUUUGUUUCAAAGUUCACAGAAUUUGAUGCAAGAAAAUUGCAUAAAUUGUAUAAGCACGCAAUCAAGAAAAGACAAGAGAAUGCUCAGGUAUGUAUAACACUGGGCCUUGCCGAAUGAGCUACUGUUCUUGUGCAUCAAUUGACCUCAUAAAGGUCUGCUAAAUAAUAAAGUGAUACAAAUUCAGAUUGCAUUUCCUAUCUUUCCAAAUUGAGUGUUAAUGGCAGUGGUUUAUGAGGCUUCUCUUUUACAGGCAGCUGACCAGAACACUAGCACUGUAAAUACCCAUGGCUUUAAACACACAGGUAUGUCCUUUCACUUGUCUUUUUAGUCAGUCUUUAUUUUAGGAUUGAUUUGUGUUUGUUUGCUAUCUUGGACUGGUCUCUUGAUUUUUUUUGUUGUUGAUGCGAUUAAUUUAACCAGGUUAAAUGAAGGAUACAUGUAAAAAUAUGAAUAAACAAUGAGAUAAAAAGCAAUUCUGUGUAGCCUUACUAACCCUGGCUGUUCUUCCUCUCCUCUUGGCCCAGACAUCGAGAGGCUGAAGGACAACUCUCACCACGAAGACAGCAGCAGGGACCGCUACAGCUCUGAGCGGCACCACUCUUCGUCACGCUACCACGAGCACAGCGGCAGCAAGGACCGUGACAACCGGGACAGGCAUACCUCCGUGGACCCCUACAACAGGAAGUGGGGGAGCGGGGGAGAAUCCAGGAAGAGACCCUACUUGUCCUUCAGCAACGGCAAAGACCACCAAGUCCACUACCGGUCAGACCGGCAGGACAGCAGGUAAGACCACCUAUAUAGUCUUUAAAGGUAUCUUUUUUUUGUCAUACUAGUAAGGGGUUAAUUUGAAAUUAGUGGUAAUUAAGGGACAUUAUUUUGUGUUGAUUUUAUUUUUACUGACUGGAUUAUUGUUGUACUGAUUGAUUUUUUUAAAUUAUUUUUUUAUAGUUCUAGAAUCUAGCGCAACUCAAUGCCUUGUUUCUUAACAAAUUGGUCCCAUUGUGGAUCAGAUAACUAGGUAACUAAUCAUUUCUGUAUAUUGGAUUUCUGUGCUGGUCAGUCUUGCUCAUGGUGUCCCCCAUCCAUCUCUCUGACAGAUACUACAACGACACUAAGCACAGGAAGGUGGACGAGCACCGGUCAGGCCGAGACAGACGGAUGGACAGCAAGGAGCGCUUCAACUCAGACCACCACUCGCAUUCCGAACACCGCUCAUACUCAGAGCACAAGUCGUCAUCACGAGGCGACUCCUACCGCUACCACUCAGACUGGCAGAUAGACCACCGGGCGUCGGCCAGCGGGCCCCGUUCACCGUGCGACCAGCGCUCGUCCUAUGACGGACGCUCGCCUCUGGGCCACCGUUCGCCUUUCGAGUACUCAUCAGACCACAAGAGCACGCCGGAGCAGAUCUGGAGCAGCCGAAAGACAUAACAGCCAGCUUCGGCCUGGGCCAAAGGAGCUGGCCUAGCGGCGAGAGUAUCAGCCAUAGACACACAUUGAACACAGGAAAUGCCUUAUGGGGAAUGUGGAAGAAAACAAAGCUGUACUGUGCACUGUGUAUCUGUGGGCUCAGCGUACCUGUGGUGUCCACUCUGCAAUAGUGCACCACAUCCCAGGAACGAUAGGGGUGGGAGCAGGAUGACAGACAUUUUAAUAUUUUUUUAUUUAAAAGUUGAAAGCUGCACUGUGCCAUAGGUGUCGCAGCAUAGUUUCUUUUCUUAUUUUUAUAAAAUGGACGCC
Coregonus sp. 'balchen' is the source of this 43467-nucleotide messenger RNA. The record is from the annotation of a GenBank genome assembly. NCBI's taxonomy places the organism in Eukaryota, Metazoa, Chordata, Actinopteri, Salmoniformes, Salmonidae.